AAGAUAAACUGCCUGUUCGGACAUAUGAAAGAUAUGCUUUGUCAGAGAGUUGCAGAAGAAGUCUUUCCCAUGCUUACCACUUCACCUCUCUCUCUCUCUCUUCUCUUUCUAUUUCUCGUACCUUCUCCACUGUAAUAACCUCCCCAAUUCGAAAAACCCAAACUUGCUUAGAUUGUAUAUUUUUCUUUAUCAUCUCUCUACGAAAUGCAAGAUAUUCAUGAUUACUCGAUGACCGGAGGUGGCGGUGGUGGAGGAGGAGGGAGGUUUUUCGGUGGAGGAAUCGGCGGAGGAGGAGGUGGAGAUCGGAGGAUGAGAGCUCAUCAGAACAGUAUACUUAACCAUCACCAAUCUCUCAAGUGUCCUCGUUGUAACUCUCUUAACACAAAGUUCUGUUACUAUAACAAUUACAAUCUUUCUCAGCCUAGACACUUUUGCAAGAACUGUCGUCGUUACUGGACUAAAGGUGGUGUUCUACGUAACGUCCCCGUCGGAGGUGGUUGCCGGAAAGCUAAAAGAUCGAAAACAAAGCAGCCUACGUCUUCCUCCUCUGCCGACAAAUUACCAACCACGACGCAGCAAGAACAUAACGUGGAGGACAAAUCAAGUACGGGAUCUCACUCUAGCAGCGAGAGCUCUUCUCUCACCGCUUCUAACUCUACCACCGUCGCCGCCGUGUCCGUCACCGCGGCGGCGGAGGUUGCUUCGUCGGUUGUUCCCGGUUUUGACAUGCCUAAUCUUAAACUGUAUGGUAACGGGAUCGAGUGGUCGACGUUGCUUGGACAAGGCUCAUCGGACGGUGGAGUUUUCUCUGAGAUCGGAGGCUUUACUGCGGCGUCGGCGAUCGAAACGGCUCCGUUUGGAUUCGGGGGAAAGUUCGUAAACCAAGAUGAUCAUCUGAAGUUGGAGAGUGAAACUGUACAGCAGCAACAGUUUGGGGAUCGAACGGCUCAGGUUGAGUUUCAAGGAAGAUCUUCUGAUCCAAAUAUGGGAUUUGAACCGUUGGAUUGGGGAAGUAGCGGAGGAGAUCAAACACUGUUUGAUCUAACUAGCACCGUUGAUCAUGCAUACUGGAGUCAAAGUCAAUGGACGUCUUCUGACCAAGAUCAGAAUGGUCUCUACCUGCCUUGAGUCUCUUCAUAGCUUCUUCUUCUUCUUCUUAACCCAAAAAAAAAAUAUAGUAUAUUCUAUACACAUAAGGUAAAAAAGUUCGAUGAAGUGGUUUUUAUUUUAUUUUAUCAUAAUGGGUUUAAAACGGGAUUUAUUAUAUAAUUAUAUGACUGCUUGUAAAAAAUUUUCCCACAUAUAAAAUUUUACCUCUUUUUUUUUUUUGGAAUAGUCCAAGAGUGCAAAUUUAUAUGGCUUAGGUUCAGUUUUCGAACUAGCCGUUUUUACUUAUCGUUGUAUAUUUGAUAAGGUUUUAAUUUUUCUGGGAUUUUUUUUUAUUUCUUUUGUUUGUUUUCAUUGAUGUAUCUAAUAAAUUUAUAUAUUUGAUUGGGCAUACAAAAUCUUCGCUUCUGCUUC
Camelina sativa (false flax) is the source of this 1521-nucleotide messenger RNA. Its product is annotated as dof zinc finger protein DOF5.4. Gene Ontology annotation, molecular function: DNA-binding transcription factor activity; DNA binding. NCBI's taxonomy places the organism in Eukaryota, Viridiplantae, Streptophyta, Magnoliopsida, Brassicales, Brassicaceae. Gene Ontology annotation, biological process: regulation of DNA-templated transcription. The record is from RefSeq and is a predicted model, not a curated record.